Molecule: messenger RNA, 3276 nt
Organism: Cyprinus carpio (common carp)
Lineage: Eukaryota; Metazoa; Chordata; Actinopteri; Cypriniformes; Cyprinidae
Biological process (GO): regulation of immune system process; negative regulation of transcription by RNA polymerase II; regulation of cytokine production
Source: RefSeq, a predicted model, not a curated record
UUUGAGAUUGAAUCUGCAAAGACUGAGUUUAUUAAAGAGGACAGAGAGAAGAUGAGAGAUCCAGAACCCUGCAGAAUCAAACUCACUGAAGAUACUGAAGAACUAACAGAGUCGAUUGAAGAAAAAGAGAAUGAAGAUUUGAGUGAAGUUGAAGAGGUAGAUCAUGUCAGAACUGGAGAGAAACCUUUUAGCUGCUCUCAAAGCAAACAGAAAGAUUUAAAGAAAAGAAGAGCCAAGAAAUAUUUCACCUGCACUCAGUGUGGAAAGAGAUUGACAAGCAAAAGUAAUCUUAAUGUUCACAUGAGUGUUCAUACUGGAGAGAAGCCUUUCACUUGUGAUCAAUGUAGGAAGAGUUUCAGAGUAAAAGGAAGUCUUACAACACACAUGAAAGUUCAUACUGGAGAGAAGCCUUUCACUUGUAAUCAAUGUGGGAAGAGUUUUAGACUAAAAGGAAAUCUUACAAGACAUAUGAAAGUUCAUACUGGAGAGAAGCCUUUCACUUGUGAUCAAUGUGGGAAGAGUUUCAGACUAAAAGGAAAUCUUACAACACAUAUGAAAGUUCAUACUGGAGAGAAGCCUUUCACUUGUGAUCAAUGUGGAAAGAGUUUCAAAGUAUCAGCAAGCCUCAAGGAUCACAUGAACAUCCACACGAGAGAGAAGCUGUACACAUGUGAUCAAUGCGACAAAACAUUUUUGAGGGCUUCAUAUCUGAAGGCACACCUGAGAGUUCAUUCAAAGGAGAAACCACAUUCAUGUUAUUUGUGUGGAAAGAGUUUUUCACAUCUACAAAGUUUGAAAGAACAUCAGAAAACACACACUGGUGUGAGAGAAUACAUGUGCUUUGAGUGUGAGAAGACUUUUACUUCAGCAAACUGUUUAAAACUGCAUGAGAGGAUUCAUACUGGAGAGAAACCUUACAAUUGUUCACACUGUGACAAGAGAUUUAGUUGGUCAGGAGAUCUGAAAACACACGAGAGGAUCCACACUGGAGAGAAACCUUACAAGUGUUCACACUGUGACAAGACAUUUAGUUGUUUAGGAGCUCUGAAAAAACAUGAAAGGAUCCACACUGGGGAGAAACCUUACAAGUGUUCACACUGUGACAAGAGAUUUAGUUGGUCAGGAGAUGUGAAAACACACGAGAGGAUACACACUGGAGAGAAACUUUACAAGUGUUCACACUGUGACAAGAAAUUCAGUCGGUCAGGAAAUCUGAAAACACAUGAGAAUAUCCACACUGGAGAGAAACCAUAUCACUGCACUGUAUGUGGGAAGCAUUUCAAUCAACCAUCUUCUCUACACAGACAUACAAAAACGAUUCACAGUAAGUAGAUCAUCUUCAGAUCAGCACUUUCAGGUCUGAUGCUGUGUCCUCACCAAAUGAGACACAAUAAUGCAUCAAGCAGUAAAAUGUCAUCUGGAUAAAUCUGUCCUAACCAGACAUUACAAGUGACAUGACAAAGAAACAUUAUCUAAAAUUUCACAGUGAAAUAUGUGAAAAACAAUGUGUUUUUUUGAACAACCUGGUAUGAGAGCCUAUUCUAGGACACCCCCGAAACAAAAUCAAGACUUUGUAAAAGAGCAUAAUAGGACCCAUUUAAUUGCACAGUGAGAACUAAAUUGACUUUACAUGAGAUCCUUAGGAUUUGCUUCUGAAUGUGCUGUUAAUUUAGUCUGAGUACAGUAAUAUGGUAUGAUAAUUGAGAAGAUUUGCAUAAUAAUAAUAAUAAUAAUAAGGCAUUGAGUUUGAUUAACAGUAAUGGCAUGAUAUAAAAAUACAUGCAUGACAAUAAGUAAGCAAAUAAGUUCUAUUUUUGAAGUUAAACACUUUGAUACUUAUAAUGUCAUUUCGACCAAAUUUUCUUAACAUUGACAAGUUUAGGUUUAUGUUCGUUUAAAUAGCGUGUGAACUAUGAUGACUGCUAAUGGAUGUGUGGUAAAAGUAAAACUUAACAAAAGGGUUAUUAAGUAAUAAACUAGGAACUGUUCUAGGUUUUUGAGGAAAUAACGAUUAAGAUUCAUUUUAUUUCUAUUUUUAAAGAUGGCUUAAUAUGGGUCAUACUUAUUCAUGGGUUAUUUUAAGUUAGACUACCAUUUUUGUUUUGAACCACAGCAUGGUUUCUAAUGCUGGAAUAAAUUAAUGGAGAGACAGUCCCUCUUAUUGCAGUAUAAUGGUUUGGAAAUAAUAGUUUUUGUAAAACUAGUGUAUUUAUCCUAGUGUUCAGGUUAUAGACAAUGUCUGUAUUUGGUAUCGGUGAGGUGACUGAGGGUCUGACACAUUUCAGGAAUGCAAUAACAAUGUUGAUUCAUUUAGCCGGGCUUCCAGAGAAUAAUAUGUACUUGUAAUCAGUUCAUUUUCUGAUAUGACCAAAUUAACCAAAAGCCAUCAUAGCUGUAUAAGACAGGUAAAGACAUUUGGGUCGAGGGCCAUGAAGGCCAACAAUGCACUACGUUCUUUGUAGGAUAUUCAGUUCCAGUUUUAGUCCUUAAUGGUAAAAGAUAUUUAAUUGUGCUUGCAGGGGUUGUGAGAGGCUGCAGACUGAUGGAACAAUUAUUUCAGCCAGAUAGAUGCGUAUUAAUCGUUAAUAAGGUUAUGGGUACGCAGGGGAAGAAAGAUCCGAUGGAAAUUUGUAAUGCUUUGUUUGUCAAGGCCACGUGGUUCAGUUUUGUAGAUGUUUUGUUUCAGUAUGACAUCGCUGUUCUCCUGGCUAAUAAAUCCAUUAUUAGAAUGGAAAUACUACACGCCCAUCUCGAAAGUAAGUGUUAUAGUCCCACCUCGAUGGUCUAUAAUGUCAACAAUUUUGUCAGUUUUUAAGGUCCAUUAUAGGUCCAACUCAGGUCAUUGUCUGAAUCAUAAGAUUGUUCAUGCUAGUGGUCCUGAGUGGUAUCUGGCUGAUAAGUGUAAACAGGGUGAUUGUUCUGAGUUAGAGUAUUGUACCGCCAAUAUGACUGCUUCCACCGAAUAUUACCCUCCGGUGAAAUAGCAGCGAGCUAAUGAGAAGUGCAUUAAUGAUUUCUUGAAACAGAUCAUGACUACUGAGGUGUUUGCUGGUUAUGAAUAUUUGAAUUCUGUAUGGCUUCGAUCGACAGGGUCACCUUUCUUAUCAGAUCCCAAAGAACCCACAGCUUUAGCGUUAGCGUGGAUGUUUGCCUUUACGGUAGGAGUGAUUUUUACAGAUGUGACAGAUUCUGUAGAAGAAUUUGUGGAAGAAGCCUGGAAUGAUUUUGUGGCAGCAUCGGAAGAUGUGAUUAUGGGAGUAAUAAAAUAUGUUCUUU